Messenger RNA from Astyanax mexicanus (Mexican tetra), 1358 nucleotides. RefSeq names its product mediator complex subunit 27 (gene med27). Gene Ontology annotation, cellular component: mediator complex. Gene Ontology annotation, biological process: regulation of transcription by RNA polymerase II. The transcript has 8 exons. NCBI's taxonomy places the organism in Eukaryota, Metazoa, Chordata, Actinopteri, Characiformes, Acestrorhamphidae. The record is from RefSeq and is a predicted model, not a curated record. Gene Ontology annotation, molecular function: transcription coactivator activity. Bases 30 to 1040 code for a protein of 336 amino acids.
GGUUAAGAUCUGCAGGCGCGGACUGAUAUAUGAACUACAAGUCCCAGGAAAGUCGCUCAGCAGUGACGUCACCCGCGCGCCCGGUGAUCACAGUCGGCGGAGCCAUGGCGGAUGUUAUGAAUGUUGGGGUGAAUUUGGAAGCGUUUUCUCAGGCUAUAAACGCCAUUCAGGCGCUGCGCUCCAGUGUCACCAGGGUGUUCGACUCUCUGAAAGAUGGGAUGAAGAAUAAAGACACGCUGGAGGGACGAGAGAAAGCUUUUAUCUCUGAGUUUCAGGAUCAUCUGCAGUCAGUCAACCGGGACCUAACUGAAUUAGAGCGACUCAGUAAUCUGGUUGGAAGACCUUCAGAGAGCCAUCCGUUACACAACAGCGGGCUGCUCAGCCUGGACCCGGUGCAGGACAAAACCCCCCUGUACAGCCAGCUGCUCCAGGCCUACAAAUGGUCCAACAAGUUGCAGUACCACGCCGGCCUGGCCUCCAGCCUCCUAAACCAGCAGUCCCUCAAGCGCUCGGCCAAUCAGAUCGGAGCAUCGGCGAAGAGGAGGCCGAAGGUCCAGCCCAGCACCCUUGUUCUGCCCAUCCAGUAUGUCGAUGACGUGAUCACCAGAAUUGGCCGGAUGUUUCCAGACAUGUCCAUCGAACUGUUUCGGCCCAACGGAACGUCGGCUGUGCUUCUGGUUACACUGGGGAAGGUGCUAAAAGCCAUCGUGGUGAUGAGGAGCUUGUUCAUCGACCGUACCAUCGUCAGGGGAUACCAUGAAAAUGUCUAUUCUGAAGAUGGAAAGCUGGAUAUCUGGUCCAAGUCCAACUACCAGGUCUUUCAGAAGGUGACGGAUCAUGCCACCACGGCUCUUCUGCACUAUCAGCUUCCUCAGAUGCCGGAUGUAGUGGUGCGCUCCUUCAUGACGUGGCUCAGGAGUUACAUCAAACUGUUCCAGACUCCGUGUCAGCGCUGUGGCAAGUUCCUGCAAGACGGCCUCCCGCCCACAUGGAGGGACUUCCGUACCUUAGAGGCUUUUCACGACACGUGCAGACAGUGAAUCAGAGCCGCACUGAGGGGGACGGGUGGAAAUACAGCCGAGAUAACUGACCAGAGGACCUGCUGAACCUCCAUCAACACCUGGAGACGGGAAAUCAUCAAAAUCAUAAAUAUUAUUUCAUGAUAUAAACUGGUAUUCAGAUACUCUUACACUAUACAGGUGCAUCUAAGUUCAAAGUUAUCAAAGUUAAUCAAAGUUAUUUUAUUUCAGUAAUUCAGAUUGUCAAAAUGUGAAACUCAUAUAUUAUAUAGAUGUAUUAAACACAGAGUGAUCUAUUUUAAGUCUUUAUUUAUUUUAUUGUUGAUGAUUAUGAAGCUU